CCCAAGCGAGAAAUUCUAGGGAGUGAGGAAUGGAGCUUUUGGUUGGGGUGAUGUGUGUUUCAUUCAUGUGAGCCCUCGGAAAUAAGGCUUGGUGGGACACCAAAUCGUGGACAUGCCACGUAUAUUUUUAUUUUCGUUUCUCCAAGUUAUAAAGCGUUGGUAGGGCGUCAAGAACAAGGCGAAGUGGAUGUCGGCGUGAGGAAGCCGCGCUCAGCCAUACCAACCUACGAUGUUCACUUGCUGUUUGUCGGAAGAAGCUAUACAGCAGAUUAGAAUCAACCAAGAGAUUGAGAAACAGUUAAAAAGAGACAAGAGGGAUGCGAGGAGAGAACUCAAACUGCUCUUGUUGGGCACUGGUGAGUCGGGCAAGUCGACCUUCAUCAAGCAGAUGCGCAUCAUCCAUGGCGUGGGCUACACGGACGAGGACCGGCGCGGCUUCACCAAGCUCGUGUACCAGAACAUUUUCAUGGCCAUGCAGAGCAUGGUCAACGCCAUGGAGAUGCUGAAGAUCGACUACAAGAGCCCCGAGAGCAGGGAGCGGGCCGAGCUGGUGAAGGCCGUCGACCACGAGACGAUCACGAUCUUCGAGGAGCCGUACGUGUCGGCAAUCCGCGAGCUCUGGAAGGACGCCGGCGUGCAGCGCUGCUACGAGCGGCGCAACGAGUACCAGCUGACCGACUCAACCAAAUACUACCUGACCGACCUGGACCGGAUAGCCUGCCGCGAUUACCUGCCCACGCAGCAGGACAUCCUACGCGUGCGCGCGCCCACCACCGGCAUCGUCGAGUACCUGUUCGACCUGGACUCCAUCAUAUUCAGGAUGGUGGACGUGGGCGGGCAGCGGUCCGAGCGGCGCAAGUGGAUCCACUGCUUCGAGAACGUCACCUCCAUCAUCUUCCUGGUGGCGCUCAGCGAGUACGACCAAAUCCUGUUCGAGUCGGACAAUGAGAACCGCAUGGAGGAGUCGAAAGCCCUCUUCCGCACGAUCAUCACGUACCCGUGGUUCCAACACUCGUCCGUUAUUCUGUUCCUGAACAAGAAGGACCUGCUCGAGGAGAAGAUCAUGACCUCGCACCUGGUGGACUACUUCCCCGAGUACGACGGUCCACAGCGGGACGCCAUCGCCGCCCGCGAAUUCAUUCUGAGAAUGUUCGUCGACCUGAACCCCGACGCCGAAAAGAUAAUCUACUCGCAUUUCACUUGUGCAACAGACACGGAGAACAUUCGGUUCGUGUUCGCCGCCGUCAAGGACACCAUUCUCCAGCUGAACCUGAAGGAAUACAACCUGGUGUAGGCGGCGCCGCGCCGUCCACGAGCUAGUCAUUGCUGAGCCAACGGAGCUUGCGUCGGGCGAGGACGGACUAUGCUUUGCGCUUUCACAUCUGGGUGACUGGGGCGAGGGCUUCACUGGACGGGCGCUGGCGCGGACCUCCGCUGACCUGGUGUGACGGACCGCACGGGUAGGCCGCGUGCGCGCGCGCGCUCGCCUACGCCGCGGCCGCCGGCUGCCCACUCUUGUUUUCACACCAUUCCGUAAUGCAGAGGCCGCGAGAGUUGAGCGCGAGUGCACAAGUGUAGUUUUAUCGAGGCGGGCGGCGGGUGCCGUCCCCGCUGAGCGCCGGUUGGCUGGUCUCUCGUCCAGGCGCGCCCCGAUUGGUUGAAUUUGAUCCCCUGUUGCUGAUUGGUCAGUCUCGUCCAGCGCGCAUGUCGGUUGAUUGGUCUCGCUCUAUUGCGCGCGUGCUCACUGGCAGUCGUCUGCGUCAAUCGACGCCGACGCCGCGAUUGGUGUUCAAUCCGGCGCGGAUUCGACGCGCUGCGGGCGGCGCGCGCCGACUCGGCCGGCAGAGGGCCGCCGCCUGCUGUCGCGCCCGGCCGGGCUGGGGCCGCGUUUCGUUUUUCUGUGUGCCAAAUGUGCUUCAGUUCUCCCUGUGCUCCGUGCGGCAGGCGGCGGUGGGUGGGCGCCGGCGCCGCGCGUGCUGUCGGCGCCACGCCGCUCGGCCGCCGGCGCCGGCGGCGCCACGUUACCGUCACCGCCUCCGGAGUACAGAAACGCCAUCGAGUCCCGGAAUUGCGGCCGUUCUACAGAGGUUUGAUUAUCAGCCCGAUGCCUUCCUUGUUUUUUAAGAUUUGUUUAUUUAUAUGUUGUGCGUCCGUGAUCGUGGAGUGGCGGUCUGCGAGCGUCGCCGGGCGUGGCGGAGUCUGCACAACACACCCGCACACCGCUGGCCGCCCGGCCGACGCCGGCCGGCGCCAGAGCCGCCCGCCGACGCCAGCCGGCG
Messenger RNA from Pollicipes pollicipes, 2279 nucleotides. RefSeq names its product guanine nucleotide-binding protein G(q) subunit alpha. The record is from RefSeq and is a predicted model, not a curated record. The transcript has 8 exons. Gene Ontology annotation, cellular component: cytoplasm; heterotrimeric G-protein complex. Gene Ontology annotation, biological process: adenylate cyclase-modulating G protein-coupled receptor signaling pathway. The coding region runs from base 230 to 1294 and encodes 354 amino acids. NCBI's taxonomy places the organism in Eukaryota, Metazoa, Arthropoda, Thecostraca, Pollicipedomorpha, Pollicipedidae. Gene Ontology annotation, molecular function: G protein-coupled receptor binding; GTPase activity; guanyl nucleotide binding.